AUGACUCCUGGAGGUGGUAGUGGGCCCAUGAAAGACUGUGAAUACAGUCAGAUCAGCACACACAGCUCCUCAUCUCCCAUGGAGUCUCCCCAUAAAAAAAAGAAAGCAGCUCCCAAGAGAAAAUGGGAGGUUUUCCCUGGAAGAAACAAAUUCUUUUGCAACGGAAGGAUCAUGAUGGCCCGGCAGACUGGAGUCUUCUACCUGACUCUGGUUCUCAUCUUGGUCACCAGUGGACUCUUCUUUGCAUUUGAUUGUCCAUAUUUGUCAGAGAAGAUUACACCUGCUAUUCCUGCAAUAGGUGGGAUUCUGUUCUUUUUCGUGAUGGGGACCCUGCUGCGUACUAGUUUCAGUGAUCCUGGAGUCCUCCCACGUGCAACACCAGAUGAAGCAGCAGACCUGGAAAGACAAAUAGAUAUUGCAAAUGGCUCCAGUUCCGGAGGAUACCGUCCACCUCCCAGAACAAAAGAAGUAAUCAUCAAUGGACAGACAGUGAAACUAAAAUACUGUUUCACUUGCAAGAUUUUCCGCCCACCUCGUGCCUCACAUUGCAGCCUUUGUGAUAACUGUGUAGAACGGUUUGAUCACCAUUGUCCCUGGGUAGGCAACUGUGUGGGGAAAAGAAACUACAGAUUUUUUUAUAUGUUUAUUUUAUCUCUGUCCUUUCUGACAGUCUUUAUAUUUGCAUUCGUUAUCACCCACGUCAUCCUUCGAUCACAGCAAGCAGGAUUCCUAAAUGCCCUCAAGGACAGUCCAGCAAGUGUGCUGGAAGCUGUCGUGUGUUUUUUUUCCGUUUGGUCUAUUGUUGGUCUCUCAGGUUUUCAUACAUAUUUGAUCAGCUCCAAUCAAACAACAAAUGAAGAUAUUAAAGGAUCUUGGUCAAAUAAAAGAGGUAAAGAGAAUUACAAUCCAUACAGUUAUGGCAACAUCUUUACUAAUUGUUGUGCAGCGCUGUGCGGGCCCAUCUCUCCAAGUCUAAUUGACAGAAGAGGAUUUAUACAGCCAGAUACACCACAGCCAGCAGCACCAUCAAAUGGCAUUACAAUGUAUGGGGCAACACAGUCUCAGAGCAACAUGUGUGAUCAAGAUCAGUGCAUUCAGAGCACUAAAUUCGUUUUACAGGCUGCUGCCACACCACUACUACAGAGUGAACCCAGCAUAACUAGUGAAGAGCUACCUUUACCAGGAAAGACCACUAUCGGUGCUCCUUGUGCCACGCUAACCCUAGGGCAGCCGACACCACCGUCCUCCAUGCCAAAUCUCACAUCAGAAACAGGUUUGACAGACAUGAUACCAUUAAAAGAGGAACAUGAAGGUCAUCAGUUUCUCACUCCUGAGGAAGCUCCAUCACCUCCUGGUAUGCUGCCAGCAGGGAGCCCUAUAACACACAGCCAUACCAUGCACGUCCUGAGCCUAGCCAGCCAAGAUUCAUUGCAUGAAGACUCAGUGCGUGGUCUUGUGAAGCUUAGCUCAGUUUGA
Molecule: messenger RNA, 1476 nt
Organism: Emys orbicularis (European pond turtle)
Lineage: Eukaryota; Metazoa; Chordata; Testudines; Emydidae
Gene: ZDHHC14
Product: zinc finger DHHC-type palmitoyltransferase 14
Exons: 9
Coding region: 1-1476 (491 amino acids)
Biological process (GO): peptidyl-L-cysteine S-palmitoylation; protein targeting to membrane
Cellular component (GO): Golgi apparatus; endoplasmic reticulum
Molecular function (GO): protein-cysteine S-palmitoyltransferase activity
Source: RefSeq, a predicted model, not a curated record